AUGAGGGCUACUUUUAUCACUGCCAUCGCUGCUCUAGCCUCCUCUGCUGUGGCUGCCCCCGCGGGCGGCCUCCCUGAGGUCAGCAUCCUCUCCCAGUCCACUUCCGUGGCCUCUACCACCUAUGCUAUUCCUGCAGCAACCCCAGCGCCCUCUUCAGGUGCCAGCGGUCACAUUAUCCAGGAUGCUGGUCACGGUAUCAACCAGGUUCUGACCGUCACCGGCCCGAACGCGAAGAAGCUCCUCAUUGAGCUCAGCCCCGAGGUUGCUGGUCUGCUCUCCGGUCUCGGACUUCCUGCUGUGGGUGUCCCUGUUGGAGAGAUCGUCAAGUCUGCUGCCUCGGUAGGCGACCUGGUCAAGGACCUUGGCCCAGUUGUCGACGGCCUUCUGACCGUUGUCAGCAAGGACGUUGGCGCUCUCUUGAUCAAGCUGUCUCCUGAGGUUGCUGGCCUAGUCUCUGGCCUCGGCCUCCCUGGAGUCGGUAUUCCCAUUGGCAAGAUUGUCUCCACACUCGGCGAAAACCUAAAGCGUUCCGCCGAUGGUAAGAUUGUCGAGGACGUCGCCCCCAAGGUUCAGGAUGUUCUCGAAGUCACCGGUCCCGAUGCCAAGCGUCUUCUCAUCCAGCUUAGCCCUUCUAUCGCCUCCCUCCUCGCCAGCCUCGGCCUGCCCGGCGUCGGUACCUCCGUUGGUGAGAUUGUUAAGACCGCUGGCAACGUUGGAGACCUCCUUAAGGACCUCGGCGAGCCUGUUAAGAACCUCCUGACUGUCGUCGCCCAGGAUGGCUCUCUCCUUCUCAUUAAGCUCUCUCCUGACAUUGCAGGUCUCCUUUCUGGUGUCGGUCUGCCUGCUCUAGGCACUUCGGUCGGCAGUGUUGUCGCAACCCUUGGCGCCAGCCUGUAA
Messenger RNA from Aspergillus alliaceus, 897 nucleotides. RefSeq lists its product as uncharacterized. The transcript has a single exon. The coding region runs from base 1 to 897 and encodes 298 amino acids. Lineage: Eukaryota; Fungi; Ascomycota; Eurotiomycetes; Eurotiales; Aspergillaceae. The record is from RefSeq and is a predicted model, not a curated record.